This is a messenger RNA of Ceutorhynchus assimilis (cabbage seed weevil), 3690 nucleotides long. Lineage: Eukaryota; Metazoa; Arthropoda; Insecta; Coleoptera; Curculionidae. The record is from the annotation of a GenBank genome assembly.
GCCUGAGCAGGGUUUCCUCCUCCUCCUGUUGUUUGUUCUUUUCUUUGGGAGUUUUUCCAGACCAGACUGCACUGCAUUCGAUUUUCCCGGGAAAACAGACUGUUGCUCGUCUCAGAUUGUUGUCGACAUAAACAUUUUUGUGUGAUUGCUACAUGAGAAAUCGAAGUGUUUGUUUUUGUUGUGGAUCAUGGCAACUGAAACAAAUUGUAGGAUAAUACAAGGAAAUUCUGGAAAUGUAGCAAAGAAAUCUGUUGUAAAUCUAUUCCCAAAACAAGCCGACUGCUCCUAUGUCUCGUGUUACUGUGAAGAAAACGUCUACAAGCUUGCAGAAGAAGUAACUAAAACCCAGCCAAACGAGCUUAGCAAAUGUUUUGUAGUGUUUAUUUCAAAUCACAGCAGAACGGUGCCCUUGUGGAGACAACGAGCUGGAAAAGAAGAAGAUCGUUUGGUCAUUUGGGAUUAUCAUGUGAUUUUCCUUUAUCAUCCAGAACCUGAUAAAUGUCUUGUGUACGAUCUGGACUCAGAAUUGCCUUUUCCAACUUAUGUGCACAAAUACGUGACUGAAACAUUUAGGACGGAUCAUAUUUUGAAACCAGAUUAUUUCAGAUACUUUCGAGUAAUCCCUGGCAGCGAAUUCGUCAAAGAGUUUUCAUCUGAUAGGCGCCAUAUGAAGAGACCGGAUGGUACAUGGAUAAAACCGCCGCCAAAUUAUCCAGCUAUAGCUAACGCAAAUUCGGUUCACAAUCUGGAAGAAUACAUUCAAAUGGACCAAUGUAAAGGACCAGGUCAAGUUUUAAACCUGACCCAAUUUGUUCAAAGAUUUUACAAGCCUUUAACAUAAUGGGACUAUUUGUAUUUUAUGGUGUUAAUUAAAUUCGGCCGAUCAGCCUUUAAUAAUCAAAAGAAGACGACCUUGAAGAUGCAUUUUGAAAAAUAUAAUGUUCUAUUGCUUGUAUGAGCAAUGUUUUCUAUAUCCGCACAUUUUCUAUCUUUCUAUUGUCCUAAAAUAAUAAGUACUUAUCAGUAAAAAUAAGUGUAUUAUGAGUAAAAAAUUAAGGGGCCUUACGCUAUUUUUAAAGUAUUCUUAUAUAUUUGCCUAAUACCGUGUUGUUACAAGAAUCCAGUUGUGCCGUUAACACUCUUGGAUAUUUUAUUGAUGGGAUUUUUGGAUUGUUCAUCAUGUUUACAUUUAAGUUUUUACAAGCGCCUCUUUUUUAUCAGAAUAGUCCAAGAUUAUUUAUUUGACUUAUUUAAUUGGAUUUGAAAAUUUCUCUUAAGUUUGUUCCUUGAGCAAUAUUGCACUGAUUUAAGUAAUUUCUUGCUCUGCAUUUCAAAAGCAAAUAGUGUGGGACCCAUUUUAAAGCAUUUAACCUAAUAAUAAAUAUGUAAUAUCAAAUAUGUAUGUAUACAUAAUCAAGCUGAUUGGUUAUUCAAGUGAGACAUGUAUUUAAUUUGUUAUUUUUUUAUUUUGUUGGUUGCUUUACUAACAAAUAUUGGACAGUCAAAUAUUUUUUUAAAACAACCUUUAUGUGAUAUUAGAAGAAGUUAGUAAAAAUAGCAUUUACAUAUUAUUUAUUUCAGGUAAUUUUUGUUUUGGUUGCUUGAUUUUUUAGCUUCGAUUUAUUUAAACGAUCAAGAAUAAUAGAAUUUGAUAUUUUUUCCCCAAAGUAUUCAAUUUAAAUUCUAUUUGUCAUGCUCCUUAGUUGUUGAAUAAUAAAUUAUUUAUUCAUGUAGCUUUAUAUACAUACACAUACAAUAUGGAACAGAACUCACACAAUUUUCAAAAUAAACUUCAUAAGCAUGUGAAAAUUGUUAUGAUUAACCGAUAAAUAAAUCAAUGAAACCACCUUGUAUAUUUAAGCCAUAGAUUGAUUUACAUCCCUUUCUGAUGUAUUGAAGGCUUCAACUUUGGAAAAAAACCCUUUCUUGCAUAAGAUGUAUUUUUUUAUUCUAUGCAAAAACAUUGUCAAAGUUAAAAUAAAUAAAAGAAAUCCUUCUGUUUUAUGUGCUUUAUAUUAUGCAUAUGUCACUGUGUCACUAUAUUAUAUUCAUAUCACAUUAGAUUAUAGAUCACUAAUUCCUUGUCUAUUUAUUCAUUGUUUGAAGUGUUAUUACAUGUAAAAAAAAAAAAUUUACUAUGUCUUUGUGAUUGUUUUGUACCUUUGUACUUACUUAACUCUUAUUCUUCAGGCCUGAUUAUUGUGUAAUUUAAAAUUUAUAUAAUGUAUUCAAAUAUUGAGAAAAUAUAAAGCAUAAUUUAUCAAUGUUGAAAUGUGUUUUUUAAUUUAAUUUUAUCACAGUCUAGUUUGAUUCAGGGCAGCAAUUUUAAACCUUCAUUCUACUGAAAUAUGCAGGAUAAUUAAUUUCCUGAAUGGAAGAAAUCCUGCAGAAACUUUAAACAAUAGGUUUAACUACAGAUUAAAGUGUGGUAACGUUACCGUGGCAACGGUAAUUUUGGUAAUUUAACCCGACAAAUUUCUUUACCGGUAAUUUUCAGAAAUGUUUCCUUAAAGAAAUCACAUUUAGGCGACAAUCCUUUUCAUGCAAUAUUUGCCAUCUUGUUGUGAAUCUGUAACGCGCUUUCAGAGAAGGCAUAAACAAAUAGUUAUUUACCUAACAAGUGCGGAAAGUGGUGCUUUUCCCCACGCGACGGCAGUUGGCAAGCUGUCAAGGAUGGAAAAGACAUUUUCCGCAGAAGUUAGGUGUAAUGUUUUUCCACAAGUUUAUUAUUUUUGUCCAUCUCAUGUAUCAAAAAUUGAUCAAAAAAUCUAAGAUCUAGGUUUUCUCAAUGGAAAAUAGUACCUACCUAUAGAUAGUAAUUUGAUUUGAAGUAGAAAAUAUGGAGUAGGUACCUAUAUUUUGAAUUAAAACAUUGUGCUCGUAGGAAAAACCUAUUUCGUGGGUUUUUGUUGAGUUCUGAGUUUGAAAUUAUUUGGAAUGUCAAAGAUCUUGAAACACAAAAACCCUACAAAAGCACAACUCUCGCAAAACCCAAAAAACCAAUAGAAAUUUUCAAAAACCAGGGCUGUUGCCAACCCUGUAACCCUGUGUGCUUUAAGUAAUCAAUUUUCUUGACUGAGUUAUCUCCAAUGCUAUACUUAUUCAGCUCAUUUUAUUUAUUUGUUUUUUUUUUGCCCUUUAAAUGUAGGUAUUUACUUUACUAUUUAGUUUAGCACCAGAUUAGGAGAAUUUAUUUCUGUUUGAUUUUCUUUGCUUGUUUUUCGUUCUAGGAAUUAGGUAUUAUUAUUUGUUUAAAUAUUGUAAUAUUUCUAUGAGGUUAAGUUUUACAACAAACAAUAUUAUAAUAAAUGGUUGUUUAGCUAAAAAAUCCUGAAAAUCUAUAAUCCUUGAAUGUAUAGGUAUAGUCUUGGGUAUAGUAUAUAGUCAUCAUUGUUUGUUUCAUGAAAUAUUUCCAAAAUUACCAAAAUAACCGAAAAAUUACCACUGAGAAAGAACAAAUGAAAAUUACCAGUAAACUUCAAUCUCUAGGUUUAACUUUUCAUUCAAACAUACAAAAGCUUGCUUUAACAAGAUCUUUUACUGGACUUUUAGUCAACUCGGCUACAUAAAAAUUCUUCUCACUAUGCCUUGACAGGCAUAUUCGUGAGUUAACUCUGUCGAAAAAGCUAUCUCCCAAUGAUGGUGUGUUAAAUGCCUCACUGUCUCUGACUCUGGUGGUAAAUUCAUUAG